Aureobasidium vineae is the source of this 858-nucleotide messenger RNA. NCBI's taxonomy places the organism in Eukaryota, Fungi, Ascomycota, Dothideomycetes, Dothideales, Saccotheciaceae. The record is from the annotation of a GenBank genome assembly.
AUGUCAGAAAUCGAGAAGCAACCUCUCAUCGAGGAUCAGCCCAAGCUCACCCUCCAGGAUCUCCGUGAAAGAUGGACAGAAGCUCGUGCGAACCUCCAAGCUGCUGCCCAAGACCUCCUCACAGCAAGACGCGACUAUGAGCGUGCAUGGUCCCGCACAACCCGCGGUCGUAUCACCAUCGCCGCCUUCUGCAUUUUCAUCAUCACCAUCUUCCUCCUGCCACUCGGCGGUCUUGUGCUUUUGGGUUUGAUGGACGACGAGCCUGAAGCAUACGAGUACCUGCCUAGAAGAGUUCCCUUGGAGGCACACAUCAUGAGCAAGUGUCCUGAUGCUCGUGACUGCCUUCACGAUCUCGUGCUUCCGGCCAUGGUCAAUUGGCUGACAAUACAACAGGNNACUAUCGAGGAUGACGACGGUGUCAUCUGCAUGCAUGGCCCUUCUGAAUGCUUGGGCAACUCGAUCGAACUCUGCGCAGCUCAUCUCUAUCCCAACCCCAGAAUUCACCUCGGCUUCACCAUGUGCAUGUCGCGCAACUACUCCGAGAUUCCUUCUGAAGACCUUGCCAAGGACUGCGCUUUGGAGCAUGGCAUCGACUUCGAGAAGUUGAACCACUGCCUGAGUGUCGACGAUGGAGCAUACUCUAGAGAUCUUCUCAAGAAGUCCGUUCAGAGAAGUGCUGAGAAGGGCAUCACCAAGAGCUGUACUAUCAGAGUUGACGACAAGAACUGGUGCAUCCGCGAUGGUGGUAGAUGGACGGACUGCGAGAACGGCCACGAAGUCAAGGAUCUCAUCGAGGAGAUCUACGACCUGAGAUGGAAGCACAGCAGUGCUUACGAGGCGAAGAUUGGUUCUAACUGA